CUUCUCCCAUGGCUCUAAGAAAACCCAACGCAUGGAAAACCAUUCUACUCGGUUGUUUCACAAACAAAACAGUUCGCUUAGACCCACAGACUCUUGUUUCUAAAACGGGUACUUCACAGAGAUUAUCAAUAUCCGAUGUUAGUUCAUCACUUUCCAUCAUCAAUGGACUUUCGAAUUCUAUCGUUGGGUGGGACCUUCAUGAAUUCACUAUGGCGGAACUUACGAUGAUUACACAUGAUUUCGCAUCUAGUAAUUAUCUUGGUGAAGGUGGGUUCGGAACGGUUCAUAAGGGUUUUAUAGAUGAUAAACUUAGACCGGGUUUAGAGGCUCAACCGGUUGCCGUCAAGCUCUUGGAUUUAGAUGGUGGUCAAGGCCACAAUGAAUGGCUUACUGAAGUGACGUUUUUGGGGCAAUUGAGGCAUCCUCAUCUUGUGAAGUUGAUUGGUUAUUGUUGUGAGGAGAAGAACAGGCUUCUUGUUUAUGAAUACAUGACAAGGGGCAAUUUGGAAAGUCAAUUAUUCAGAAGGUAUUCAAUCUCAUUGCCAUGGUUGACCCGGAUUCAAAUAGCACUUGGUGCGGCAAAAGGUCUCGCCUUUCUUCAUGGCGAGGACAAACCCGUCAUUUACCGCGACUUUAAAACUUCGAAUAUAUUAUUAGCAUCGGAUUAUACUGCUAAACUAUCGGAUUUUGGGCUAGCGAAAGAUGGACCAGAAGGAGAUGAGACGCACGUGAGUACACGUGUCAUGGGGACACACGGAUAUGCGGCGCCGGAGUAUAUCAUGACCGGUCAUUUGACCACCAUGAGCGACGUUUACAGCUUCGGGGUGGUUUUGUUAGAGCUAUUAACGGGGAAAAGAUCGAUGGAUAAAAAACGACCAAAUCGAGAACAGUGUUUAGUGGAAUGGGCACGACCGCUUUUGAAAGAUUCGAGUAAUCUUGAUAGAAUAAUGGAUUGUAAACUCGAUGGUCAUUUUCCGGUGGAAGGGGCAAAGAAGGCGGCGGCGUUGGCUAGCCGGUGUCUAAGCCACCACCCGAAAUGCCGACCUGCUAUGACGGAAGUGGUGAAGACGUUGGAACAUAUACUGGAGUUGGACGAUUUGGAAGUUGGUUCGUUUGUGUAUAUUGCUCCUAAAGAAGGAGAAAAAGGUGUAGAAAAAGAGAAAGAGGGAGAUAAGGAUGUUAGUAGGAGUAGGAGUGGGAGUAGUAGCUCCGGCGAGAAGGCGGAGGUAGUGGUGGUUGUUGAGGAGAAAGAACAUGGCCGCCGGCGGGAAGGUGAAAAGAAAGGUCAUAGGCAUAAACACAGGAUAAGGUCAAUGAGGUCACGAGCUGUGUACUCUGAUACAGCUUUGUAUAAGAAUUUUAAGAAGGGUACGAAUAGUCCACUUUUGCCUUUGCCCCAACCCAAAGUAAAUGGAGGUGUGAAUUUGUUAAAAUGUUAAAUUUUGUUUAUAUUUAGGGUAGUUUUUAAGAUUGUUAUUUCUUUUUGUAUCAUUUAAAAAGAAGAGAAAAGAGGUUUAUUUGGUAGUUGGUAUCAAGAUUUAC
This is a messenger RNA of Lactuca virosa, 1542 nucleotides long. The record is from the annotation of a GenBank genome assembly. NCBI's taxonomy places the organism in Eukaryota, Viridiplantae, Streptophyta, Magnoliopsida, Asterales, Asteraceae.